AUGUUAGAAGCAGAGAAGACAGCAGAAAAGAUAGAAAAAAUUAAGAAAAAUUUAACUAAUGCUAGUGGUAAAAAAAAAAAUGGUGAAACAACUUUGAAGGAAAAAAAAGAUAGUAAUAAUUCUAAUAAAAUAGAGGAAAAAACUGAGGCUAUUGAAAGACCACCACCUUCUAAGCGUGGUAGGAGAGGUUCACCAGAUGAUGAAAGUGAUGGAAACAUUAAAAAAGUCAAAUUUUCAACACCUCCACCAGAGGUAUAUGAAAUAACUCCACGACCUACACCUAAUAAGUCAACACAAAAAACUAAAGCACCUAGAUGUCCUCUUGAAAAUUACAUUAAUACUGUUAUAGGAGACCUCGUUUUAACGUGUGGGACUGGUGAACAGAUUGGGCAUGGGCAAAGAAAUACCACACGAAAACCUCGUGGUAUUAUGGGUACACUUCCGAAAGAUAUAAUUGAUAUUGCUGCUGGUGGUGUUCAUUCAGUUUUAUUAACUGAAAAUGGUGAUGUUUAUAGUUGUGGAAUUAAUGAAAAGGGUACUAUACCUCUUAAGGAUAGACCUGAUGACGAUUGUAUAACUGAAUUUACAAAAAUUGAGUAUGAUGAAGAUGUUACUAUUUUAGGGAAGUUUGUUGCUAUUGAUGCUGGUGCUUCAUUUUCAGCAGCAGUUACGGAGUUUGGAAGUGUAGUUAUAUGGGGAGAUCUCCGUGAUGCUGGAGGUGAGAUGAAUGAUCAUGGAGUAUUUGAAGAUCUUCGUGAAGGAAUUAAGAUACUUAUUGAUGCUAGAAAAGGUCAUAAAAUUGUUAAGAUUGCUGCAGGGGAAAAUCACCUUGUUUGUCUUUCUGAUCAAGGGGAAUUAUUUACAUUUGGUGAUCUUUCCAAAGGACAAUUGGGAAGAGUAAGUGGUAAAUACUCAAGUCGUAAAGGGGCUUUUUAUGGGGAUAAUUCUGGGGACAAAUUGAAGGUACCAAAUAUUUUAAACAAAGGUAAAGUUGUCGUUUUUGUAAACGUUUUUGCUGGUGGAUAUUGGACGAUGGCUGUUUCCAAAGAAGGUGAUGUUUAUGUUGCCGGUUUGAAUAAUUUUGACCAACUUGGAUUUCCGGCGCCAGAAAAUGAUGAAGAAGAUAAUAGAAUCUCAUCAUUUAAGAAAUCUCCCGUUUUUGCUAAAGAGGGAUUAAAAAUAACACAUGCUUGUGGAGCACAGCAUAUUAUUGUAAGAUAUGAUAAUGGAGAGGUUUAUUCUAUUGGAAGGAAUAUUGAUAAUGCCUUAGGACUUGGUACUUGGAAAGGUAAAGAUGACAAUGAAAAUUGGAAGUCUUGUAAACUUAACAAAAUUCCAUUUGAUGUUAAGAUUGCUGGUGCAACUGCUGGUCUUGGAUGUUCAAUUGUUUGGGAUGAUGAUGGAAAUUCUUGGUCAUGGGGAGCUGAUACAUCAGGUCAACUUGGUUUAGGCAUAUCUGAAGAUGAUGAUGACAAAAUGGUACCUGAGCCAAAGAAAAUUUCAUCAAAACAUUUAGAAGGAAAAAGGAUCUUCAAGGUUUCUAUUGCAGAUAAUCAUUCAGUGUUCCUAGCAUGUGAUUUAGAGUAG
This is a messenger RNA of Strongyloides ratti, 1587 nucleotides long. Its product is annotated as Regulator of chromosome condensation. Lineage: Eukaryota; Metazoa; Nematoda; Chromadorea; Rhabditida; Strongyloididae. Bases 1 to 1587 code for a protein of 528 amino acids. Gene Ontology annotation, molecular function: guanyl-nucleotide exchange factor activity. The record is from RefSeq and is a predicted model, not a curated record. The transcript has 3 exons. Gene Ontology annotation, cellular component: cytoplasm.